Oryctolagus cuniculus (rabbit) is the source of this 4186-nucleotide messenger RNA. It is a transcript of the gene VTI1A, whose product is annotated as vesicle transport through interaction with t-SNAREs 1A. NCBI's taxonomy places the organism in Eukaryota, Metazoa, Chordata, Mammalia, Lagomorpha, Leporidae. Gene Ontology annotation, biological process: intracellular protein transport; macroautophagy; retrograde transport, endosome to Golgi. The record is from RefSeq and is a predicted model, not a curated record. Gene Ontology annotation, cellular component: ER to Golgi transport vesicle membrane; Golgi apparatus; endoplasmic reticulum membrane. Gene Ontology annotation, molecular function: SNAP receptor activity; SNARE binding.
UUAGGGGCAUUAAUGAGAGCCCAUUUCCUUAGCGUACUUUUGACUCUUGAAGCCAGAGCGGAAAAUAAAAGCUGCACGCAGGCCAAUUUUCGGAGGACCGAAAUCCCAACGCACAACCAGGAAGCGGCUGGGCUGGGAGCUGUCCCCGGUUCUCCGCUCUGCUCUCGAGGGCACCUGCGGGGUUCCCCGCGCCGCGGUUCCGUGCCCUGCGUGGCCCCCGCCCCCACCUAACCUGCAGCCGGGGCCAGUCGCUCUGGAGCCAGCAUGUCGUCCGACUUCGAAGGCUACGAGCAGGACUUCGCCGUUCUCACGGCAGAGAUCACCAACAAGAUUGCGAGGGUCCCGCGACUCCCACCUGAUGAGAAGAAACAGAUGGUUGCAAAUGUGGAGAAGCAGCUUGAAGAAGCGAAGGAACUGCUUGAACAGAUGGAUUUGGAAGUUCGAGAGAUACCACCCCAAAGUCGAGGAAUGUACAGCAACAGAAUGAGAAGCUACAAGCAAGAAAUGGGAAAACUCGAAACAGAUUUUAAAAGGUCACGGAUCGCCUACAGUGACGAAGUACGGAAUGAGCUCCUAGGGGAUGAUGGGAAUUCCUCAGAGAACCAGUUGAUAAAAUUACGUGAAGAGAGGGCACAUCUGCUCGAUAACACAGAGAGGCUGGAAAGGUCAUCUCGGAGACUAGAGGCUGGAUACCAAAUAGCAGUGGAAACCGAGCAAAUCGGUCAGGAGAUGCUGGAAAACCUCAGUCAUGACAGAGAAAAGAUACAGCGAGCACGUGAAAGACUUCGAGAAACAGAUGCUAACUUGGGGAAAAGCUCCAGGAUCCUGACAGGGAUGUUGCGAAGGUCUAAGCAGUGUAACUUAGUAAAGUGGGAAAGGCAGCUGAAGAAAGAGAAGGGUGAAGAACUGCCUGGUGCCUGGAUCACAGAAUCAUCCAGAACCGCCUCCUGCUCGUCAUCCUGGGCAUCGUCGUGGUCAUCACCAUCCUCAUGGCCAUCACUUUCUCUGUCAGAGGACACUGAUGCAUCUGCUCCCCCGGAUAAACAGCGACGGCGGCCUGUUCUGAGUAAUUAAGACAAAAUGGUCACAUGAAUCAUUCUUCCGCGCUGACAGCCCCUGGGUGACCCCGCUGUUCGGCUGGAGGGCCGGGAGUGUGAAAACGUUUUCUGUUCCGUUUGCAUGCCUGGUUUGUCUUCACCCAGAUUUGUGUGUUGAGGGAAGGUGGAUACUCGUUUGCCUUUUGGUCACUUCCUCCCCUCACCAAAACUGCCCCGGUGCCAUGCUUCAGUACCUUGUAGACCGGCCAGGGCUCGUGGUUUGCCAGAGGGCAUGAGGGGUCAGUCACACACCUCUUGUCACCAAAAAACCCUUCUGUGAUGGCCGAGGAUAAAAAUGCAGACAAAAGCAGAGCCCAGCAAAGGAGCCCUGUCCCCGCCCAGGCGUAAUGAAGACACCAAACUCGCCCGAGUAUUUAUUUUUACAAAGAUGGGUAUUUAAUGUCAGUUGUGCAGGAAAUUGACUUAGCACUUUCCUUGUUUUUCUGUUGCAUAAUUUCUUUCUUUUUUUUUUUUUUUUGGAAACCUAAGAAUAUUUUUUGCUGGACCUGCCCAAUACCCACUUUUCACAACUUUGGCCACUGGCUACGAGAAAUAUUUCCUUGCCUUCCCCCGAUCCCAUCCACUUCAGAAGUUGCUGGCAGAGCGAGCCCUAGCACAGAAUUUAAUUGUGACCUUGUCUUCCCUGACCUGUGUAGGCGUCUCUGUCUGCAUUCGGUUUUAAUAUUUGCACUGCCAAAAGCGGCCCUGCUACAUGCAAAGGUCUGACAAGGUCCCCUCCACACCCAGGCCAGUAUGCAAAGAGGACAUGAAUAUUUCAGCGAGAGCAAGCUCACGGCGCUGUCGGUGUGAAAUUUCCAAUGUGAUUAUAAACGUGGGCGACUCCUAUAGGGUGAUCCACUGGAAAUAAACUUGAAGGAAAAUGUUCACUCACCUCCUUUAAAAGAAUAAGGGAUUGUGACUUGGAUUUUUUUUUCUUUUUACUAACAAUAAUGUCAACCAAGCCUUCCUGAAUUCACUGUGCAUUCAAACCUCUAGCAUGCUUUGUGAUCAUUUUCAUUUCUUUCUGUCUGAGGGAACCUGGAAUCGCGCGCGAAAUGAGCCCAUUUGUGAUCAGGCUUAAAAGUUGCCCAGGCUGAGGCCAUUUUCCCCCAGUCGUAAAGCCAAAUGUGUUUUUCUUAAGACUUCAUAGGCACUUCUGGGGUCCGCUGCACCAACGUCUGAAUGCCAUUGGAAGCUUUGAAUGCCUGAAAAGCAGACUGUUCUCUUUAUAAACAAUGCUAACCACCUGUGCGCAGGGACCAAGGGCACCCAAAGGUAGCACUGGGUUUUUUGGUUUUUUUCUCCCCAACUCAGAAGGGAGAACCAAAGUAGUUUCGUGAGGAAAUGACAGAUGCACCAGAGGAAUGGGUCUUAGCUCCGACGGAUCAUCUGGUGCUGUGUCAGUAGAGCUGCCCUUGACUUUGGAGGGAUGGUGUGGGAUUUAAGCCGAACCAAGUAGGACAGCAAGGCAGGCGGAAGCCUUGCUGAUUCUCCCAUCUGCGUGGGCCCCACCUCAUCCUGCUGAUAGCAGGGUUCUGUAUGGGCUAAUCCCAUGGAGGAAGCCAUUACGAAGCGAGGACGCCCCCUUCCCAUUCUGACACACUAGCAGCCCGUGCGGGCGCUCUGCCAUCCCCUCUGCUGGCCUCCGUUGAAGCUGUGCAUCCUGGCGGGGGUGUGUAAGUGGUCACCCCCUCCAGCUGUCCCGUCCACGAGCUCACAGACUCUUCCCAAGGCCAGCUGGCAGGCCAGGUUGAUCCGAGCAUCUCAAUGUGCCGGCUCUAAGUGUUUCACUAAAACCAGCGCUCGUGUUGAAGCAGACGAAAUGAGAACGAAAAAGAGUGCAUUGUUCACGACUCCGUGGCUCCUUCAACGUCUUUAUCAGCUCUAGGCUGUGAUUUUGUCCCCAGUUCAACCUUGGGAGUGGUAAGGCUAUGAACAGAGAAUUCUUGGCCUAACGGCUCCCUCAAUCCUCACCUAGACCCGGCUGGUGAGCGCCUUGGGAGGAGGCGGGUCAGCAGGGCCCCUGAGUGCCCCCUGCCCGCCACUCUAGGGAGCCCCACAGGAGGCUGGGCGCCUGCCCUCCCCCAUGCUCCACAAUCUGAGAGAGGUUCUAGGUACCUUGUGGGCUCUGCUUGAUGGAUAUUUCCAAAGUCGGGAACCUUUGUUAAAAACGCUGUUGGACAGGAUGGGGUGGGGGUGGGGGGAUGAAGAGGAAGACGUGGAGGAGGAAGAUGGCAAGGAGGCCCUGGCCAUAGAAAAUUCAUGCAGACUAAACCAUUGCCCUGGCAGAAUAAAUAAAGCGAUGAUGCUACCCUGCUCCAGAAUCAAAAGCAACGCAAUUAAAGUCUCUUAAGUUGUAAAGAGUUUUAAAUGUUCCGUGUUGAAGGCGAAGGCCUGCGAACGGGCGGGCGUGACGUCAGCCGCCAGGCUGGGGCUGGGAGCCAUUUGCUAUUCUGUUUCAGGCAGGCUGGAUUGUCUUAUUUUGGAACCAGCUUGGUGGGGGGUUUGCUUUGCUACUGCUUCUGAGCCCUGAGCUUCAAAGGCUGAAAUUAAUGGUGAACAAAAUUGUGCGGCUCUGGCCGUCCCAUGCGGGGCAGGCCCAUUGAGGGUUAUCAUUAAGUAAAGAAAUAAAGAGGGGGAAAAAAGCCUGCUUGCUCCAAAAACCUCAUCAGAUAAUGACCUCAGUGAUUGGGUUUUCAUUUCCAAACAGCAUCCAGAGAUUAUCAGCCCCGAGAAGGAGGGAGGGAAGAAAGGGAAGAGAGAAAGCCACUGUCUUCCUCUCCCUCUUUCUCCUUUUUUUUUCCCCUGCACAUCUUUUCUUUAAAACUGUCAGAUCAUUUCAGUAUUUCAAAUCCGAGGAAAACAGCCUGCCUGCUGCUGUAUUUGAAGUUGUAAUGGUGUCAAAAAGUCACGACUGACUGACAGCCGUCAGUCCCAGAGGGGCUCAUUAAAUCAUAAAAACUUGACAAGGAAAUAAUUGCGCAUCGCCAGCAACUUGGCGCCUGUUUAGACGUUUUUAUUUUCUUUCAUUAUUAGUCUCCAGCAUUACGUUCAUUAACAAAUUGCAUUAAACAACUGUUAAGGGCUAA